Closterium sp. NIES-65 is the source of this 2343-nucleotide messenger RNA. The record is from the annotation of a GenBank genome assembly. Lineage: Eukaryota; Viridiplantae; Streptophyta; Zygnematophyceae; Desmidiales; Closteriaceae.
AUGGCGGUGCCGCGCGAAGGGUGGAAGGCGACGGACUUUGUAGUGGACGACAUGGUGUACUCCAGCAUCGACGUGCUCAUAAUGGACGCCCUACGACACCUACAAUGCUUGGAGAAGGAUAGCACGCUCAGGCUGUACACCGCGUUCAUCUACCACUACAAGAAGUGGGCGGCGAAGAUGCUGAAGCAGAUACGCGACAAGCUACCCCAUGAGCAACGACUUAGGCACGUCGACGAGAUCGGCCACUACAUCCGCGACAACAAGAAAAAGGAUUGGUGCAACGAGAAAGUGGUCCGCCGACAGUACAUCUGGCUGCACGGCCCUAGGGUCACCGAAACCCGGCUGCGCGCCUACGUGAAGCAAAUGAGCCGUGAGUGUAACCUCAUUGUUGACCAGCCCGGGGAGGAGAACAAUGCCACGCGAACGGGGCCUGUGAGGUCGACAACUGUGCACACGAUCCUCGGGCGCAUAAAGGCAUGCCAGAUGGCGGCGAGGGUGGAGGCGACGCUGUACCGAGAGAAGGAGCUGGGCAUCAUGAGGGAGAUCUCGGUGGUCAGAUCGGAGGUGCGGUUCAACGUCCGCCACAAGAACGAGAGGGACAUCAAGAACUGCGCCGACCGUCGACGCGGCACCAUCGGCGAUACCUACACCGCCGAGCAGUUCCGCCAGAUCAUGAUGAGGGUGCUGCCGACAUGGGCGGCGGCGGCGUGGAACCCGCGGGCAACCACUCCGUCGCAGACGCUGUGGCGAUUCCUGCUCGUCAAGGUGCUCACGCUACUCUCCCACCACUCUCUCCUGCGCGGCGCCAGCAUCCGCGAGAUCACGCUACCCGACGUCUUCUUGUACCACCUGGCGAGCACCUCGGAGGUGAACCCGGAUAGCCAGCCGGUCGUCAUGGUGAUCGCCGCGCGUAACUCGAAGACUUCCAAGGAUGCCCGUCUUCAGCAGAGCUACGCGGCGCGACACCUGGAAGCGGAGCUGUGCGCCGUCGGCGAGACCGGCCUGUGGCUGCACUUCAUCCUCGACCAGAUCGGUCAGUUCUCCGGCACCGACUUCCUUCCGCCGCUUGACACCACUGAACGCGGACGCUGGUACAAGAAGCAUCUCUUCUUCGCCAAAAACGACAAGGAGCAGGAGGAGCUGCCCGCCGCCACCCACCAACGUUGGACUCGGCAGAUGUGGACGACAAACAAGGUGUUCUGCAAAAGGAACGUGCACGUCGCCCGCGCCGGAGGUGCGCAGGAGCUAGCCAUCGGAGGGACGGCGCGCGCCGAGAUCGCCGAGCUGGGACACUGGGCUCUCGACAAGAUGACGCGUGCGUACAUCACGGCCAUUCCCGUUGGGGUGGUGAUGCGGAAGGCCGGCUACUCGGGACUCAAGCAAGACUACUUCUUGGGGCACAGCAGGGUCGAGCCCUCCGACAAACUCCUGGACCUGCUCGCCGAGCACAUCUUCCCCGGCGUGGAUGCUAUGUUGCGCGAUGCGGAGACGCGUGCCGUCAACGGGAGCGACGCCGACAAAGCCGCAGUGCACUUCUUGCGCACCCUCGUGAUGUUCCGACGCAUCGUCGCCGAGGACCUCGCGGUGAAGCUCGUCCGCACACCGUGGCACCCGUACGUCCAAGAAGCCCGGAGGAUGCCGGCGGCGCCGCCGUCGGCGACCGAGCAAGCUCCGGGCGAGGGUGGCUCCGCGGAUUCGGCCAACACGGUGACCGGAGCCAAGAGAGAUGAUGGGAAACCCCCGCCACCCCCCCAGACGGCAGAGGAGGCCAGUUACGAGCUCAACGUGGUGCAACCUUGGCGGGAUUCAAAGACCGUGCGGGACGCUUGGCGCCUCUGGAACUCCGCCACCGCCAAUGACACCCGUCGUCUUUGCGACAGGGUCGCCGAGCCGGGGUUCAUCGACCGCCACACCCUCCUCAAAGGCGCGACCCAGGGUGCACUCAACAUGAGGGUGCGCCGCAUGCUGAAGGCCAUGGAUGCGGUGCGCCAGCUACGCGCAAGCGACGGCGAUGCCGACACCGAAGCCGUGGUCGAUGCACUGAACACAAUCGCGGCACCGGGCAUUGGGACCUUCUGCGAUGCCCUCACGGUGCUCAACCCGGAGACGGCACCGACGAUGUCCAAGGAGCCUGGCAUGGACGUCAAGGGGCUUGCCCCCAAGGUGGUCUCGAAGCUACGCCUCGCCUGUGCGCUGGUGGCGCUCGAGCUGAAGCCGACGACGUGGGUCGACCGCCUGUUUCCAGACACUUGGGUGGUGCAGAUGCCGAAGACCGUGGCCGACUUGGCCAAGCAGACCGCACCUGCGCAGCGUCCUCCGUCAAAGCGCAAGAAGUCGGCAUGA